This is a messenger RNA of Wallemia mellicola CBS 633.66, 1820 nucleotides long. RefSeq lists its product as hypothetical. Bases 125 to 1813 code for a protein of 562 amino acids. The record is from RefSeq and is a predicted model, not a curated record. NCBI's taxonomy places the organism in Eukaryota, Fungi, Basidiomycota, Wallemiomycetes, Wallemiales, Wallemiaceae. The transcript has 3 exons.
AUCGAAGUAGACAUGGUUGUAAUAGAGAGAGGUGUGCUUGAAGAGAAUAUCCUCUGUCGUUUGCUAUAAAUUACUAAUAAACAAACUCAUAUACCUUCUCGACCGUUGUUUAGGACUAUCAUCCAUGCCAUUCUGUUCUCGUUGCGGUGAUAUUUGCAAACCGGGCGAUAAGUGUAAGAAGUGUGGUGGUAGCGCAGUCAGCGGACAAGUGAAAUGGCCAGCAGAAUCAAAAAAGUCAGACAGUUGGAUAAGAACCUACGUUAAAGCAUCUAAUAGAAAGGAUGUAUUUACAAAUCACACGGAGGCACCAAAAAAGGAGCACAUUGAAUGUCCCUCUUCACCCUUAUUGGAAACUGCCGAUGGUACACUUACAAAACUCGUAGGAAGUGUUUUGUCGCCGGAGACACCACUCACUCACCCAUUCUGUGAAAGCUGCGCUGUACGUUUUGCUCCAAAUGCUACACUUUACAUCCACCCUGAUGACGACGCUGGAAGUCAACGCGCACGCGCGUAUUGCUAUCACUGCUUUGUCGCAUACUUCUCUAAGGGGACGUGCGUUGUAUGCUCAAAAGCUGUCUUGGGUGAGGUACGCGUUGAAGGGAAGUAUGUUGAGACAUCCGCUGGAAUCUUCCACGCGAAGUGUUUUGAAUGCGAUGGUUGUGGUGUUGAUCUCUCGAAGGAUCCAAUAGUAGAUCUCUCUGGUUGGCCAUGUUGCUCUGGUUGCUUUGAUGGCAGCGUAGCACGUGCAGAAGCCCGUAGGAAGGGGGGAAAGCAACAUCGUAAGACAACCUCAUUCGAUCCAGCGAUACGGGGUCUCAAUAACAGACUCGGAUUGUCUGUCUCACCACAGACAUCACCAAGCAGACGUAGUGGAAGACUCUCACAAUUAGAGACAGAUAUGAGCGCUGUCAGUUUAAACUCCACGCCAGAGAAGGAGGGCAGUCUCGCUAGUCUUGCCGACGUCGCGUCCAAAACAAGUAAAGAGAGGAGACUCUCCGCUCGUGAUAUCGUCACAGGAAGGAGCUUCGAGGGUGUAACGAAAUACGCAAGUCCACCGCCAUCUCCACCGAAGAAACGUGAUUCUAUUGAGACAUUCCCUCGUCCUUCACAAGUUCGCAGUCGGUCGCAAUCAAUUGAUAACACUGACAUCUGCAAAUCUUGCAGAUUGGAAAUCACCACUACAAUCGUGCGUGUACCAGGAGAAGGUGUUUUCCAUUCCGCGUGUGUCAAGUGCGCACAAUGUAACACACUCUUGGCUAAUGAAGAAAGUGAUAAAAUGACAGUGAUGAAAAGACCUUCAGAUGGUAAACUAGUACAUGUCGGUUGUCUCCCCGGUGGUGCUAUGCCGGCAUCUCCAAGUAAAUCACCACUAAGGGCGACAAACGUGGCGAACGACAUUAAUACCUCGAGAAGCGUUUACAAAACUCCACCAAAGGGUGUCUCGAAGGCGCCAAUUCACGCGACAUUGACACCUUCCCCUAGCACGGCUGUGAAACCAGUUCCACGGACGACAAAGACGCCAUCACCAACUAAGCAACAGAAAAGCAUCUGGGCUACCCGUUCCUCGCCAUUCUCAAGCUCAGCCUUUGGGGGUAUGUCCAGUUGCCCCUCAUGUGGGGACAAACUUACGCUUUUUGAAUGCACACCUGGACCAGCGGGUACUAAAUACCACAAAAAAUGUCUGAUAUGUCGUGGCUGUUCGAAAGGUUUAGACAGUUUUGCAAAAGUCGAUUUCGAUGGCUACGUCUGGUGUCGUGGUUGUUUUGAUACUUAUGUACCAAAGCCACGUCCAAUGAGUUAUUUAUCUAGCUAACACCUCG